Messenger RNA from Passer domesticus (house sparrow), 710 nucleotides. Its product is annotated as late histone H2B.L4. Gene Ontology annotation, cellular component: nucleosome. Gene Ontology annotation, molecular function: protein heterodimerization activity; structural constituent of chromatin; DNA binding. Bases 104 to 460 code for a protein of 118 amino acids. NCBI's taxonomy places the organism in Eukaryota, Metazoa, Chordata, Aves, Passeriformes, Passeridae. The transcript is spliced from 2 exons. The record is from RefSeq and is a predicted model, not a curated record.
UUUCCUGCUUCUUGGGGGCUGCAACUGAGGCAGGUUGGGCCCUGCUGCCUGUGCUAUAUAACCAGCCCCACAGCACCUGCUGGCUGUUCUGUUGGGGGUUAAGAUGAGCCCAGAACCUUUGAGGAAACUUGGUCAUGCUGCUGCUUCUGGGGAAAAAAGAUCUAAGAGGAAGCUGAAGAGAAAGGAAGCCUUUUCAGUCUAUAUUUACAAAGUACUGAAGCAGGUGCACCCCGACCUCGCCAUCUCCUCCAAGGCCAUGAGCAUCAUGAACUCCUUUGUGAACGACAUGCUGGAGCGGCUGGCGGCGGAGGCCUCGCGCCUGGCGCAGUACGGGCGCCGCGCCACGCUGAGCAGCCGCGAGGUGCAGGCGGCCGUGCGCCUGCUGCUGCCCGGGGAGCUGGCCAGGCACGCCGUCUCCGAGGGCACCAAGGCUGUCACCAAGUACACCAGCAGCAAGUGACCACCUGGGCCCCGGAGACCAGCCCUGCAGGACGAGUGCUUGGUCUCACUCAGCUGAAAAAGCAAAGCCUCAUGUUGUCUGCCUGCAAAUAAAAAAUGCAUAGAUAUACAGAUCGUGUGUUUGAUCUUUGCAUCACAAAUUGUGAGGCAGUUUAAACUGUGGCCAUGGGGAUUGUCUGGGAGGGCUGGAAGAACAGCUGUUCUUUGGAAACAACCAUGUGCAACUAGGAGCAGGGAACCCAGGGUAUGCC